Molecule: messenger RNA, 2627 nt
Organism: Daphnia carinata
Lineage: Eukaryota; Metazoa; Arthropoda; Branchiopoda; Diplostraca; Daphniidae
Product: transducin beta-like protein 3
Exons: 15
Coding region: 118-2520 (800 amino acids)
Biological process (GO): endonucleolytic cleavage to generate mature 5'-end of SSU-rRNA from (SSU-rRNA, 5.8S rRNA, LSU-rRNA); endonucleolytic cleavage in 5'-ETS of tricistronic rRNA transcript (SSU-rRNA, 5.8S rRNA, LSU-rRNA)
Cellular component (GO): small-subunit processome; 90S preribosome; nucleolus
Molecular function (GO): protein binding; U3 snoRNA binding
Source: RefSeq, a predicted model, not a curated record
GCUCUGCAAAUGUUUGUGAAACACGUGUGUUGUGCCGUAUUUAGUUCUUAGUUUCUGGUUGCAGUUUAUAUAAACUUUUAACGAGCCUUUUUUUUUGUUCUGUUGCAAUUCAGUAACAUGGCACCUCCUCCGGAACGUUUGAAAGCCAAUUACAAUGUCUCUGUCAAACUGGAGCCAUUUUUCACUGGGGGUAAAGUUCAGGUCAAUAAAGAUGGUGAAUUCCUGUUGUGCCAGUGUGGUGACAGAAUUCAUGUCAUAGACACCAAGUAUGGUAAAACCAUCAGAAGUCUCAUACAAGAAGAAGAUGAAGUUGUAACAUUUACCGUCGGCGUAGAUGAUGAAACAUUAGUAUCAAGUCACAAAUCAGGACUACUCAGGCAUUGGAACUGGAAAGAUGGAACUGUUGUCAGGACAUGGAAAUCCUUACAUCUUACUCCAGUUGUUGAACUUGUAUUUGAUACCACAACAACCUUAGUUGCUAGUGGAGGAACUGAUGGAUCACUAAAAGUAUGGGAUAUAAGAAGACAAUAUUGCACUCACAAUCUUAAAGGAGGAAGUGGUGUUUACAGCAUGAUCAAAUUCCAUCCUGAUCCCAAAAUGUCUAUGAUCUUUGGGGCUUCCAUGGACUGCAAAAUUAGAUGUUGGGAUUUGAAAACGUCCAAGAUCUUAGGAACACUAGAAGGCCACUUUAGCGCUGUUACAGGCUUCACCAUUUUCACAAGCUUAAAUCAAGCUGUUUCAUCUGGUCGAGAUAAAGUGCUAAUUCAUUGGGAUUUGAAAAGCUAUUCUCAACUUCGAAUCAUUCCCACCUACGAAUGUACGGAGUCCUUAGUACCCAUUGAGUUUGGUGAAUCUAUGCCACUGUUGAAGGUCACAGAUGUGAACAAUCCCCACGUCAUCUCUGCAGGCGAGCGAGGUGUUCUACGCGUUUGGAAUGUGAAGAACGGCACAGAGGUAUUUACACAGACGGAUUCGUUGGUCAGCCAACCUAUUGUGGAAGGGGCACCAACGAUCACACAAUUUGAAUACAACGAAGUUAAUGAUCACCUUUACGUAAUCACAUUUGAUCACAAUAUCAUAGUGCACCGACUUAAGGAUUUGGCACUUGUCAAACAAUAUGCAGGAUAUAACGAUGAUAUUUUGGACAUUGCUUGGUUUGGAGAAGGAGAAACUCAUCUUGCAGUGGCUACAAAUAGCAUACACGUUAAAGUUUAUGACAUUGAAACAAUGAAUUGCACGCUUCUCAAAGGCCAUACUGAUCUGGUACUUGCACUUGCGACUUCCAAGUCGGAUUUUAGCAUUCUCGUAACCAGCAGCAAGGACAACUCUGUCCGAGUUUGGAAAAUGUUGCAAUCCCCUUUCGAGAUAUCCUGCAUUGCGCAAGGCAACGCUCAUACCGGCUCAGUGGGCUCAGUAGCCUUAAGUCGGUCAAAGUUGUCUUUCCUUGUUAGCGGGAGUCAAGAUACCUGCUUAAAAAUAUGGAAAUUGAACCCGAUACCAGUUGAAGAAAAUCAAAGCUUGUCAGUCUUGCAUACAGUUGUAGCACAUGACAAGGACAUCAACGCCGUUUGCAUCUCACCGAAUGAUAAUUUGAUAGCAUCUGGAUCACAAGAUAAACUUGCUAAAAUUUGGUCCAGUUCCGAUUUGAAACUGUUAGGAGUAUUACGGGGUCAUCGGCGAGGGCUGUGGGCCGUCCAGUUCUCUCCUGCCGACCAGAUCUUAGCAUCCGGGUCAACGGAUGGAAAUAUCAUGCUAUGGAGUUUAAUAGAUUACUCUUGCCUAAAGACUUUGGAAGGGCAUGAAAGUUCUGUCCUACGGAUUCAUUUCGUGUCCAAAGGCUACCAGUUGGUUAGCGCUGCUUCGGAUGGACUAAUUAAAUUGUGGACAAUAAAGAGUAGCGAAUGUGUUGCCACAAUGGAUGCCCAUGAAAGCAAAGUUUGGGCUUUAGCAGUCAAAAGCGAUGAUUCUUUACUGGUAAGCGGUGCUGGUGACUCGGCCCUUAUUUUAUGGAAAGACGUUACAAAAGAAGAAAGAGAAGCUGCAGUUCAAGAAAAAGAAAAAAGAUUACUGGAAGAACAGCAGUUGGCGAACCUGUUGCAGAAAGGUUUGUUGUUAGAAGCUUUAGGAUUGGCUAUUCAUUUAGACCAACCCUUCCGGACUCUGAACAUUCUGAAAGAACUGAUGGAUCAAGGUGAAGGCGCAUUAAGUGAUUUGGAAAAGAUGGUUGUUAAAUUAUCAACGAAUCAAAAAGACAGCUUAUUGCGCUACUCUACAUCAUGGAAUACUAAUAGCAGACAUUGCCAUCAAGCACAGAUGGUCCUUAACAUAUUGCUAGCUAAUCAUACACCCGAAGAGCUUUUUGGCCUGCCUUCAAUGAAAAGCGCCAUUGCGGGAUUACUGAUGUACAAUGAACGUCAUAUGCAAAGACUCAGCCGUUUACGUCUAAAUACCGCUAUUAUUCCAUAUACUGCAGCCAAAAUUCAAGCGACACGCAGUGAUGAAGUCAUGGAAACAAGUUAAAGUGAUUUUUUUGGUUCGUGAUCAAUUAAUUGGACGAAAAAGAUGACACUUCGUAAACAACUGUAACUGUCUCUUUAUUCUCCUUUAUACAUUUAUCUGCCGGAUAA